This is a messenger RNA of Schistocerca cancellata (South American locust), 6644 nucleotides long. RefSeq names its product ras GTPase-activating-like protein IQGAP1. Gene Ontology annotation, cellular component: cytoplasm. Gene Ontology annotation, biological process: regulation of GTPase activity; regulation of actin cytoskeleton organization. Lineage: Eukaryota; Metazoa; Arthropoda; Insecta; Orthoptera; Acrididae. The transcript has 33 exons. The record is from RefSeq and is a predicted model, not a curated record. Gene Ontology annotation, molecular function: actin filament binding; GTPase activator activity; calmodulin binding. Bases 124 to 4842 code for a protein of 1572 amino acids.
CUUGUUGACUUGGAGCGCAUUUUCGAAUUUGAACUCCGAGUACGACGUUAAGUAUUGCAGAUGUUUUCGUUGUUUAUAGAAAAAGGUGUAUGGAUUUUGAUAUUUCAGUAAAGAGCAAUAAAAAUGGAAGUUGACAUUAAAAUAAGUAGCAGCAGUUUACACAGUUUCAUGGAAUGUGAAGGAUCGAAGAUGUGCACUAAUGAUACAAGAAUUUCUGCAGAAGAAAUGGACGAAGUUCGGAAAAACAAUCUGGCAUACGAGUACCUCUGUCAUCUGAAAGAAGCAAAAAUGUGGCUGGAAGUUAUGUUGCAGGAGCCAUUACCAUCACCUACAUUGCUUGAGGAGGGUUUACGGAAUGGAGUUUACUUAGCUAAGUUGGGUAAUGUUGUAGCACCAAAGGUAGUCCCCAAGAACAAAAUAUAUGAUGCAGAGCAAAGGCGUUACAAAGUAGCUGGAUUGCAGUUUCGCCAUACUGACAAUAUUAACUAUUGGCUCAAAUCCCUUGAAUAUUUGGAACUACCAAAGACAUUCCAUCCUGAAACUACAGAUAUAUAUGAUAAGAAGAACAUGCCAAGAGUGAUUUACUGUGUGCAUGCUCUCAGUACCCAUCUUUUUAAAUCAGGGAAAGCACCUCUUGUGCAAGAUCUAUAUGGGAAAGCAGAAUUCACAGCGGAAGAGAUUGGUGCAGUGAGGCGUGACCUGGAAGAGUAUGGCAAUCCCUUGCCAGCAUUUCAGAGGAUUGGAGGGCUUCUUGCAAAGGAAGCAGGACAAGAUCAUGAAUCUGUAGAGAUUGCCAUUGCAGAUCUGAACAGAGCUAUAGACAAUGUGGACCCUGUUACUCUUCAGGCAGCAUUGCAGAAUCCCAGUCUGGGACUACAGUUCAUUGAAAAAUCAUUAAUGGAAGGAUAUGGACUGGCACUUGUGAAAGCAAAGGAGAGGAAGACUGAGGUUAUGCUAAACCGAUCACAGAAUGAUAGUUCCACAGCUGAAGACUAUAGUGAUGAGCUUACACUGCCUGAAAUUCAAGGUUACAUCAAUGCUGUAAAUGUGUGCUGGCUUUGGCAACAGGCUUUAGGUGCAGCCCAUGAAGGUGAUGUGGAGUUACUGAUGACUGUUCUAUGUCACAAAUACCUUAAACUGGAGGCUAUUAAUGAUAGGUUCUGCGCUCUGUAUUUGGAAGAAAUUAGAUUAUUGUGGGAGAAGCACCAAGACAAGGCCAAUGAUAUGCGAACAAUACUGGAUGAUUUUAGUUGUCAAAUUGCAAAGGAGCUGCAGGAGGCUAUUAUCAGAGCCAAUGAAAAUGGGUACCGCUCUCUGCAAAUUACAGCAGCCAUAACUUCAAUAAACGAAGCUCUGGCAGCAAAUAAUGUUCAGCAGCUACUUACAUCUCUUAAAACAUUGUCUCUAAAAGAAGUAAAGCAUGCAGCAGCACCCCUUUACCUUGAAGAGAUGUGUGCAGAUCGUAUUCAGUGCCAGAGAGAUUUGACACUGGAAGAGAUCACUGCAAGUGUACGUGUCCUUUCAAAUAUAGCAGCAAUCACUGAGAGUGUAGAUGCAGGAGAUGCUGAGCAGACAUGGUCAGCGAUAUCCCAACCUCAACUGCAUUUUUCUAACCUUGAUCAAGGGUUGUGUGUUAAAUAUUGGCAAGUAUUGAAAGCAAAACGCACAUACAAACUGGCAAAGAAAAUGCCUUGUCCAUUGCUGACUUACUUUGAUAUUCAAGAUUGCAUAGAUAUUGUUCACCAGCAAAGUGAAGACAGCAAUCAGAUGAUUAUGUGUCUUCACAAUCUGAACCAAGCACUGGAGAAUGAAAAUGAUGAAGCACUCAUAAGAAUUUUGCAGGAUCCAGUUCUAAAAUUUGACAUUACUCCAGACCAUGCAGUUGUUUAUGUCCAUUUUCUUAAGGGUAAACGGCAGAAGAAGGGUUCAGAGCUUUGGCUGGAAGAUGCUGAGGACGCAAUCAGUGCUGCUAAUGAUGAAAUUAAGUCUGUUGUUCAAUUAUGCCAUUGGUUGUUGGAGAUGAAUUCUGCUGUACGACGAGGUGAUGCUAAUACAGCAUCUAGUCUUUUAGCAAAAUCAGGCUUGGACACAGAUGCAAGCAUUAUUUUGAGAAACAAUCAUGCUUUUGAAAGGCUUCGGGAUCUUGGUUUCAGAAAGUCCCUGAAGACUCUGUCACCCUGGGUGGAGCAUGUCACACACAGUGGCCACAGUGUCUUUCUCAAUCUUGAUAAGAAGCAGAUUACAUGGCAACCACCAACCGAAGAAUAUCAGAAAUGUUGCUACCUCACAGUACAGGAUAUACAGGGUGUGCUUGGCCUACACAGACGACAGCCAAGUGUUGAGUCCAUAGUACGUCUGCAAGCACACUGCAGAGGAUGGCUUGUUCGUCAAAAGAUCUCAAGAACAAAACUUGUCAAAUAUGUAGUGAAGAUCCAGGCUUGGUGGCGAGGAAUACUGGCACGCCGCCUUUAUUGUCAAUUGAAAAAGCAUCAGUGUGUUAAAGACCCAUUGGAAUUCUAUCGUGAGCAUGAGAAACUUGUGGUGAAAAUCCAAGCAUUUUGGCGUGGUUGUCUUGCUCGUCGGGCGUUUUUGUCUCUUGCUCAUGAGGCACAGCCAUCAUUUUGUGCAGUUCGUCAUUUUGCAAAGUUACUGAAGGAUGGCGUAGAUGACUAUGAACAAGAGCUACUGAUGCAGAACUUGAAGGAACAGAUAGGAAAAACAAUACGACAUAAUGAGAAUCUCUCGCAGCAGCUGGAUGCAAUGGAUUUGAAAAUAGGUCUACUAGUACGCAACAGAAUCUCAUUACAGGAUGUAGCAGCCCAUGGUUCACGACUACGAGCCACUGCUGCAUCAGCUGGUCAAGUGAUGGAUGGAAAAUUAAGUCGAAGUGGUCAGCAUAUUGUAGAAUAUUACCGAAAGCUAUUUUACCUUUUACAAACAGAACCUCAUUACUUGGCUCGCUUAUUACCUUGCUUACCACGCUCAAAGACAACAGCAUUUCUCCGCACUGUGGUUCUUGCUAUUUUCAAUUUUGGUUCGGGAUCACGAGAGGAUUACUUACUGCUUCGACUUUUUGCUGCUGCUCUGCAAGAAGAGAUAAGGAGCAAAAUAAGCAGUCCAAUGGAUGUUGUUACAGAUAAACCAUUGGUUCUAAGCCUUGUUGUCAGUUAUGCACGUCAAGUUUCGGGGCAGAAUCCUCUCAAGGAAAUGGUUGGAGCACUUGUGGAGAAGGUUAUCAAUAACAACAAUCUUUCCAUGGACACAAAUCCUGUUGAUAUAUAUAAAUUCUGGCGCAAUCACCAAGAGACUGUAUCAGGACAGAUUUCGGAGCUUCCAGCAUCAGUAAAUCCUGAACAGGCCUUGAAUCACCUGGAGGUUAAACACUCCUUAGAGCAAAAUGUUUCUGCUCUGCGGCAUUGGACAUUGGCUUUUCUGGAACGCAUCACAAAUUGUCGAGAUAUGAUACCAUAUGGUGUGCUGUAUGUAGCAAAAGUGCUGCAUGACUCUCUUGCAGAAAAAUUCCCACAGGCACCAGAAAAAGAUCUCCUGAAGGUUGUGGGUAAUUUUAUCUACUAUCACUACAUAAAUUCAGCUAUUGUCGCUCCUGACACAAUGGACAUGGUGGGAGGCAGAAGCCUUUCAUAUGAACAGCGCCGCAAUCUUGCCAGCAUCGCAAGAAUUCUCCAGUUUGCUGCCACAAAGCAGGGAUUUGGUGAGGAAGCAAGUUAUCUCAUGUGCUUGAAUUCCUUCAUUAUUGAAUGCCAUGAAAAGUUCAAGAAUUUUUUUCGUCACUGCUGUCAAGUUGAGGAACUGGAAGAUCACUUUAAUGUUCAUCGUUACACAGAGGCAACACUCAUUGCAAGACCUGUUAUUAACAUCUCUCUUCAGGAAAUGUGUGACACACAUGAGCUGUUAGUAAAAUAUUUGUCUCAGAUUGCACCUGAUCCUAUGGACCCAUUAUGUGAACUACUGGAGGAAAUGGGUCCAGUGCCUUCCCCUGAAUCUCUUAUUGGUUCAUCAUGUGAAUCUGCCUUGUGCCAGAAAGGCAUGUGCCUGGAACUCGUAAACCACUGUGAGCUUCUGGAUGAUGAUUCUGAAAUCAGCAAACUAUUUGUCAGUGCGAAGGAGUUAUUGCUGCAGCUGUUACCACAAAUGGAAGGAGCCAGUUUGUUAGAAGCUCUGUCAUGCAAGUGCACUGGUCAAUCUGAAGAUAAUGAAUUACAAAGACUCUCUCAACUUCUAGCGCAGCUUGAAUUAGCAGGCUUGGUAACACAUACUGAUGGUUUUCAGCAGCUUGUAACUGCAGUUGCGUCUGACAUAUGUCGCCGUGGUCGGAGAAGACAGCUCCUGAGAAAGGAAAUCCAAAUGCUGAGAAGCACCAAACAGAGUCUGGAGAAGAAAACACAAUUUUUUGAAGAGCAAAUCAGCUACUACAGUGAAUAUAUUCAAAAAUGUCUGGAGAAUCUGAAUGCAGGUAAAAGAAAAGUGCACAUCCCGAGAAGUGAGCCUGGAGAGAAACAUUCAAAAGCAAGUAGGAAGCUUAAACUGCGUUAUAGUGCUGCUCGUCUACAUGAGAAAGGAAUACUGCUUGAAGUUGACGGACUACCAGCUGCUCAGUUUCGUAAUCUACAGUUUGAAAUAAGCCCGUCUGAAACGCCUGGCAUAUUUAUUGUCUCCGCAAAGUUCAUGGGAGUUGACAUGGAGAAGGUGGAUAUUGAUAUGCAGAAUUUACUGCAGCUUCAGUAUGAGGGCGCAGCUGUUAUGGAUCUAUUUGGCAAGGCAAAACUGAAUGUUAAUCUCCUAUUAUUUCUGCUUAAUAGAAAAUUUUACAGCAAAUCAUAAUUCACAUAAGUUACAUCAUUUCCACAAUGAGAUCAUCACCUAAAUCCCCAUUUGCAUCUGGAAAAGGGUCGUUUCAAAGAUUUUGUGGAAAAUGAUGACAUUCAUAAGGUGUCUUGACGCUGAAGGAGCUCAGCACAGCCUUCUUUUCUUUCUCUCCUCAAGAAAAUCACUCUCUACCUGUUCAAUCUCAGACACAUUUCUUGGAAAAGUAGAAAGAGUAUUGUUAACUGUAAUGAGCAAACUGUAUUACAUAUUAACAUAGAUGCUGAAAGUCACAUCUUUUGACAAAUUGCUUAAAAUCAUUUAAUAUCUUGUAGAAUUAGAUUUUUGUAUUUGGUAUAGAUGGCAUGUUGCACUCUCUCUCAAAUUGAUUAAGUGUAAAUACUUGAUACUUGCUCACUAAAAUGAGAAUUUGGAUAAGGCCAGAGUUGGGAACACAUGUCAGAAACAUCUUCCAUCCAGCAAGAUUCAAUGAAUUCAUAGUUUUAUUUAUUGUACUUCAACUUCAGAUGUUGUAAAGAUAUUUAUCUCUUGUUCAUAGAAAAUUUGGAAUGCUUCUUUCUUCACAAAACUAUGAGUAAAAAUAAACCAAUUUUAACCAAAUGGGAUCAAGACUGAACUAAAGAACUCUGCCAAAGAUUGCAAUAAAAUUACUUCUAUACACAUACUAAUUAUAUGUUAGUUUGACUACAGAUCUGGACAACACUGUCAUAUUCCAAAUUUAUUAAAGUUAGAGGGUCAGUUUUGAAUGUUUAUGCAGUUUUAUUAAGUCAUAAGGUUGUAAGCCACAAUGUCUUUAAUAUUUUAAACACAAUCAUACGUAUAAUGUAAAAACGAUCAACACCAGUUUUGACCAUACAGUGGCCAUCUUCGCAUUCUGUGUCAUAGAUGGUAUUUGAUGAAGUGUUGUCACAAUAAAUCUGAAAACAAUAGAUGUUUGUGAAAAUUAGUUAUAUUCAAAAUGGCCACACUAUUAUUCUGUCAAUUAUUGUAAAUAUUUUAAUUUGUUUGUUUUUCUGUCGGUAUAAAAUGCAAUAUCAUUAUUGUACUUGUUCUUGGCAGGGCCAAGUACACUCUGGACAAUACCUAAUUCAUUAUUGUCAUUAUUAAGUAAAUCAUAUUUUUAGAUGGCUUAUUUUAUAAAUAACAUUAAAUCAAUCAGACAAAAUCUCAGUUACCCAAUUAUUUUUGUGUAUGUAUAUAUGUGUGUGAAAUAACGUUCAAAACAGUGUACAAAUAUAUAUUGUUAAGUAUUUUUAAUACUUGUCCGAAAGUAAAAUAUAAUACCUGUAAUGGAUAUUUUGUAUAGGACACAUUUUGUGCAGGAUGCCACAUGCAAAAAACCUGUUUGUGUGUUCAUUCAGAUUUAUCAUCUCUCUCUCUCUCUCUCUCUCUCUCUCUUUCCCUCCCUCCUUCCUUCCUUGCCCCUCCCCCCACCCCCUUACCCCCAUGUUUGUAUAACUGUCCCUGUCCCAGUCUCUCUUUAUUGACACAGAUGGAGGACAAUCUUUCACAUUUUCUAGUCAAUUUGAAUCAAAGUUAUAUUGAAAAUUAUAGCUAUUUUUAUUACAUGAGUUGUGUUCUAUUUAUAUAAUGAAUCUGUAUCAACAGAGAACAACAUUUGUUCAAUUGCUCUCUUAUUGAAAGACAGGUUACAUGUCUUUAUUCAAAUUUGUAUGUAUAACUGUUUCUUCCAAAUUGCAUAAAUCCUUACUCUUAUAAUUUUUAUGUGCAUUUGUAUUUUUAUAUUUUUUAAUUCUAAAAUGAUUAAUCUCUGGUAGCUAUUAAAUUUUUGCAAAUCA